ACCGACUAAAACAAUCGUGUUGUACUCCUCACCAUAGGGGGCGGUAAUGCCGUACUUCAUUCUCACUCACAGGAGAGAAAGAACAGCAGAAGAAAGCAAUGCUAAACAAAACAAAAUAAUAAAAUGGGCUCGGAAGAAGGAGUCUUUAAAUGGACUGAUGCCAACACGGCAGAUCUAAUUGUGUGGAGAGUCAGCAACAACAGACUGUUUACAGGCAGAAGAAAUGCAGCUAUUAAAGCCUUCGAGCUGUAUGUGAAAGAGAAACAGCUGGAAGGGAAAGUGACUCCUGCAUGGGUGCGAAAGAAGUGGGAGAAUCUCAAACAGAAGUAUAAGGACCUCAAAAGCCUCAAUAUGGCGGGAGGAGACACAGCAAUCGCGACCUGGAAGUGGUACGCCAUCAUGGAUGGCGCGCUGAGCAGCGAGAUCCCCCUCAACCAUUUCAUCAAGCCGGACCACGUGACCUCAUUUGCUCAGGACGCUCCUCCUAUCAAGCAGAGAAAGGAAGAGGAUUGGUUGAUAGCGCUGCGUGAGAUGGAGAGGCGGCAGGAGGAACGAGAGAGACAAGCGGCGGAGAGAGAGGACGAGAGAGACAGACGCGCUGCCGCCCGAGAAGAAGAGAGAGACCGACGGGCCGCAGAGAGAGAAGAGAGGAGAGAGAGACAGGCGCUGGAGAGGGAGGAGAGGAGGGAACGGGAGAUGUUUGCGAGAGAGGAGCGGUGGGAGAAAGAGAUGCUGGCUAGAGAAGAACGACAGGAAAGGGAGUACAGAGAAAGAGAGGAGAGGAGAGAAAGAGAAGCUGCUGCCAGAGAAGAAAGACUCUUUAAACUCCUCGAGACAUUUCUGGCCAACAAGUGAAACUCUUACUGACAGUUACAUUCCAAGAUUUGACUAUUUUCUGCUAAUAAAUUGUUUUGCAUUACCA
Molecule: messenger RNA, 922 nt
Organism: Megalobrama amblycephala (Wuchang bream)
Lineage: Eukaryota; Metazoa; Chordata; Actinopteri; Cypriniformes; Xenocyprididae
Product: stress response protein NST1
Exons: 4
Coding region: 124-855 (243 amino acids)
Source: RefSeq, a predicted model, not a curated record